Orbicella faveolata is the source of this 2272-nucleotide messenger RNA. RefSeq names its product protein trapped in endoderm-1-like. The record is from RefSeq and is a predicted model, not a curated record. Lineage: Eukaryota; Metazoa; Cnidaria; Anthozoa; Scleractinia; Merulinidae.
AUGAUCGAUGCCUCAGCAAAGAGUUGCGGCGGUGAAGAACAGAAACAGCAAUGGAACACUCGAGACUUUGAAACUUUCAAGCUGAUCUCGUACAUUGCUUUGCAUUCUUCGUUUCUUAAUCUUUUGUCUCUGACGAUCAAUCGAUUAUUCGCGAUCUGGUUUCCUUUCGAGUAUAUUAUGAUUAUGCGAGGUAGGAACAUUGCGGUGAUCGUGUGUAUUGUGUGGGUGAUUUCAAUUGUGAUGGCACUCGUGUUCACAUCAACCCCUUUAAAAAAACCUGCUCCGUAUUUUCAUUUGGGUAUGCUGCUCGUGUUUCUCGUCGCGUACUUGAAGAUUUAUUGCAUCGCCAGAAAACAACGCCGUCGAAUCGUCUCCCAGUUUCAAUCUAUUUCUUAUAACUACAGAGUCAGCAUGGUACUUCACGAUCAUUUGACAAAUCGAACUUUAGCGAUUUUGAUCAGCGUUUCUAUCGUUCUAUUUUUGCCCGACACAUGGUUCCAACUGGCUGGAAGUAGCGACUAUACGAGAUUCCGCUGGUCUUUCACCACAAUGUUUAUGAGUUCAUUUCUAAAUCCUUGCGUCUACGUAUGGAGAUGUGAAAAGUUUCGCGUGGCGUUAUAUAAGACUUUUGGUUUGUCUCGCCGCGGACGUCGAUCAAAAAAGACCUUUGCAAAUAGGAAACAGGUGAAUAGAAAUAACUCUAAAGGCGUCUCCCUGAGUGUUGACGGAAACAUUGAAAACAGUACAGUAAGAGUCAGAGAUGUAGAAGAUGUAGAAACAAUGUUGUGACAAGGAGAGUUUUCAAUGAAUUGCUGCUGGAAACAAAGCACGUUUCAUUGUUUGAUUUGAAGACUUAAGAUAAAUCAAAAACUGCAAUCGUCAAGUGACGGUGUUUAACAUUUCGUUUUUUUUUUCUCUUAUAUGCGGAAUGUUGUUGCGGAACAUUUCGGUUUUUUUUUCUCUUAUAUGGGGAAUGUUGUCAGUAUCGAGUAGAUUACACAAACGUCGUUCAAGUUCAGCUUAACGUACUUAGCGAGAAAAUAACAGCACUUGUUAAUCAUUUUUGAGAGUUUUCCUGCUAGCCCAUUGACGUGCAGCUGCUCAAUGACUAAUUAAGGAUGGUAAAGCCUUAGAAAACCGGCAACCACGACUGACAACAAGACAUCCAAAUUUACUGCUCUUUUUUAGCUGCUUUUAUCAUUGACGCAAACGGAAGGCAGUCAGCUGAAUUUUCUCAUUUUUACCCCACGCUAUGGCAAAAUGGAAUGACUCAAGAUACGUGAUAAGAGCCUUAGGCAGCUGUUUUUCACUUCAAUUUACAACAUUUCGUGAUCUCCAAUUGUUUUAGCUAGCUGAUCACGGACUAAACUUUCAUUGGUAAGAGAUCUUAUAGUGGUCAAUAGCCUUAGUAGGUUUGUCGGCUCCGGGGCUGUCGUUUAAUCAUUUCUGUAUUUGUUCCACUGAGGAAAUCCUGUGGUCGUGAAUUUCAUCCUUUAACAAAUCAUCAGACUGUGAACAUCACUCCUGAAGCAAGAUUAAUUAGAAUCAGUUGGGUAAUUUAGAUUCUGCACGCACACUGAUUGGCUAAUAGUCCAUGCACGUUUCAUCUGAUUAGAACAUAAAAUGUGGAAGAUCAUUUCUAACAUAAGGCAUGUAAGGAGGCGAAAGCUAAGUUUUAACAGUCUCAAAUCAAAGUGGCCAACUGAAAACACUUGUUAAGUGAGGAAAGGCGAAUACCACCCACCUAUGGCUGAUGACAUACCGUCGAAAUUCCCUUCUUCCGUGUUCUGAACAUCCCUUUGUAUAAUUUUCCGCCUAUGUUUGUCAAAAUAAAAUAGUACUUAUGUUUUUACAAAUUUAAAUAACGAAUGCCUCUUUUUGGUUGAAAUAGCGCAGCAAAUUCUCUUCCCAAGAAAAAGAUCCACACUCUACCUCAGAUCAACAUUUCCUCUUCAGCGGGAGGCCUAAAAUCUGAAAAAAAAACUAUAUUUAAUGCUAGAAUGGUCACGAAAGUAUGCCCUGUUCUUGAUAAGCAUUUUCAAUGUCUCUCCUCGGAAUAUAAUGUUGUUAUGAGUCUGGUAUAUAAUGUUAGUAUGACUGGUCCGGUAGAACUCAUAACCCUGUUUUCGAAUCUUCUUCCUGUUUUCGAGAAGUUAAGAAAACGCGAAGUACCCAGUACAUAUUUUUACUCAUCCUCUUUCCCCUUCGGCAACGUUUUCUGUUUGCUACCUAGCCACGAUAAUGUACAUCUCAUUUUACGGGCAAAAUUUGU